CUUGAUCUGGGCGCUGGAGCCUUUCCAGGAGGAGGGAGGCAUUCCUGGGAGAUUACCAGCCAGGCCUGGCUCACCUGCCUCACCUCCCGCCUCCCCAAACCCCCACCUCCAGACCCCCCGAAACUGGGAGUGCAGCAUCUCCUGCCCCUGCUUCCUUGGCAAGAUCCAAACCCCCCCUCCCCGCCAAAUGGGUCUGAGCCCGGUGCCGUCCCGAGCCGCUUCCGACCCCCGCCGCUCCCCGCCACCUGCUCCCCGUUCCUGCCAGGACUGGGGCUGCGUGGCCUUGGAUGGUGGCAGCGGUGACACUGGCACGGCCGGCGCUUUGCUCGGCGAGCCCCUGCCCUGCUCUCCGUGCCACCACGGUGCCAUAAUGUCACUUCCAUGCCAUGCCAUGCCACGCCCGUGCCGUGCCGCCCAUCCAAAGGUCUUCCCAAGGCCCCGGCCUCGAGGUUCCCACCCCGAUAGCGGCGGGGGCCGAGCCCCCUUCCCCGCCCGCCCCUUGCCUCGUCGCCGGCCGCACUUUGGACACUGGCAGCCCUGGAAAAUCCUGACUUUUUGCUGGUUCUCUCUCCUGGUUUCGCCGCGGCAGGCCCGCGGAGCUGAGCUCCGGCGAUGGAGCGUCCGGCGAGCACGGCGAUGGCGGAGAAGCAGAACCCGGUGGACUACGGCGUCCAGAUCCGCUUCAUCAACGACCUGCAGGAGCCCCGCAGACCCCCCCGGGCCAGGGGCAAACCGGGCUCCUACGGGGUGGCCGUGCGGGUGCAGGGCAUCGCCGGGCAGCCCUUCGUGGUCCUCAACAGCGGCGAGAAGGGCGGCGACUCCUUCGGGGUGCAGAUCAAGAGUGAGGGCUCCUACCCCAGCCCCCCCGCUGGCCCCAAACCCUCCGGCUCCAUCAGCUCCGACUCGGACCUGCCGGAAAAUCCGUAUGCCGGGAGGCAACCCCGGCACGGCUCGACCUACAGCACCUCGGAUGAGGAGCCCAACGGGGUCUCGGGGACCUCCCGGUACCAACCCAAACCUCCCCCGGGCCGGCGCCCGCUGGGCGAGGAGCUGAGGAGGACGCAGUCCCACGGGGACCUGCUCGGAGCCAUCGUGGAUGAACCCUUGGCCACCGGCGCUCCCUGGGCCAGCGGCAACCGGCAGCCCCGGGCCCUGGCCGGGGGUAAAAGCAGCAGCAUGGGGAACGUGGCACCGGGCACCAGGGCCAUGGCCAAGGACCCUUCCUCAGACACGGAGGUGUCCGUGGGUGAUGUGGACACCAAACCCCUCUCCUCGGUGGAUUCGCUCAUCAGUAAAUUCGGCGGCCAGGGGCAGCCACGCGGGCGGGCAGCCCGAAGGGGACGGAUCCCCACGCAGGAAAGGAAACGCUCCCAGAGCCUGGACAGCCGUGUGCCCCCCAGUGCUGGGCAGGGGGCUGGCAGUCUGAGCCCCCAGCCCACGGUGCCCCCCGGCAGCUUGAGCGGGGCGAGGGGCCGGGGGUCCGAGGAGCCGACGGGCGAGCGGCUGCAGAGCAAAGCCCGGGCAGAGCUGCAGCUCAAAUCCACCCCUGACCUGCUGCGGGACCAGCGGGAGGUGGCCCAGCCCGGCAGCAGCGAGCACCCCAAGGAGCUCAUCUACAGCAUCCUGAAGGAGGGGAGCAGUGAGAGCGAAAUCUCCCUGAAGAGGAAAACCACCCGGCUGCUGGAGAAGAUGCAGGAGCUGGUGGUACCCACCAAGGCUGUGGCGUGUUCCCAGCCUCAGCACAGAGAUCUGGCCAGAAGGGUGGAGGAGUUGCAGGAGAAACUCGAUGAGGAGACCAAGCUUCGCCAGAAGCUGGAGCUGAGCAGGGAGCCGGGGGGCAGUGGCUCUGCUCGGGCCCUGGAAGCCCGGCUGGGAGAGGCUGAGGGGGAGAGCCAGAGGCUGCGGGGGGCCCUGGAGAAGAAGAACCAGGAGCUGCAGAGGAGUUUGCAGGAGCUGGGCGAGGUGAAACUGGCCAAGGAGCAGGUGGAGAGGCAGCUGGGCCACUGCGAGGAGCAGCUGGUGGCCACGCACCGGGAGCUCGACCGCCUGCGCCAGGGCUCCGGCGCAUCCCCGGACGGCGAAGCUUUGUACAAGGAGCUGCUGGAGACGCGUGAGGAGCUGGAGGAGGCCCUGGGCUGGCGGCAGAGGCAGGAGGAGCAGCUGAGGCUGCGGGAGCGGGAGCUGACGGCGCUGAAAGGAGCCCUGAAGGAGGAGGUGUCCAACCAUGACAAGGAGCUGGACCGAGUCCGGCAGCAGUGCCAGAGCGACAUGGAGCAGCUGCGGCGCAGUGUGGAGAACAUGGCACAGGAUCAGGCCAACCUGGAGUCAGAGAGGCAGAAGAUCAACACGGUGGUGAGGAACCUCCAGCGGGAGCUGGAGGAGAGCGCAGAGGAGACGGGGCACUGGAGGGAGAUGUUCCAGAAGAACAAGGAUGAGCUCCGUAACACCAAGCAGGAGCUGCUGCAGGUGAAGCUGGAGAGGGAGGAGUUCGAGGAGGAGCUGCGGGAGCUGCAGGAACGAUUCGCGGCCGCCCGGGAGCAGGCGGAGCAGGCACGGAGCAGCGCGGUGGAUCCCGGGCAGCUGGAGGCUCUCAGGAAGGAGCUGCGGGAGGUGCAGCGGGAGCUGGCAGAGGAGCAGCAGGGCCGGGAGGAGCGGGAGCGGGAGCUGAGGGUCCUGCGGGGCACCAUGAAGGAGGAGACCUCCAAUCACCACGGGGAGCUGGAGCGGCUCCGUGGGGACCUGCAGCAGCUCCAGGAGGAGCGGGAUGAGGCCAACAAGGCGAAGGCAACGCUGGAGAGCGCGCGGGAGGCGUCGGAGCGGGCGAGGAAGGCGGUGGAGUCCACCCUGCGGGAGCUGCAGGAGCAGAACGAUGACCUGAGGAGGAAGAUCCUGGGGAUGGAGAUGCAGCUGAAGGAGUAUGAGCGCUUGGGCGAGAACUGGGAGGGCUCCCAAGUGCGGCUCAAGGAGAAGGUCACCAAACUGGAGGCUGAGCGCAGGCAGAUGGAGGAGACCCUGGGUGAAGCCACGGAGCGGGAGCAGGAGCUGCUGAUGGCCAAGAGGUCUUUGGAGAUGCGGCUGGAGGAGGCCCAGAGGGGUCUGUCCAGGUUGGCCCAGGAGCACCGGGAGCUGAGCAGCUCCUUCCAGGAGGAGCAGCGGCAGAAGGAGCAGCUCAAGCGCGCCAAGAGCGAGCUGGAGGAGCAGAAGCGUCUGCUGGAUCGCACCACCGAGAAGCUCAACAAAGAGCUGGAGCAGAUGACGGAGGAGUCUCACAGCUCCUUGGCCGAGCUGAAGUCUCAGCUGGAGGAGUUCAAGGAGAAGUCCCGGAAGGAGAUCACGGAUUCCCAGAAGCAGGCCAAGGAUCGGGGUGCUGAGGUGGAGAAGAUGCAGUUCAGCAUGGGGAGGCUGCAGGAUGAGGUGUCCCGGCUGAAGCAGGCGCUGCAGGAGAGCCAGGAGGAGCGGGAGAGCGCGGUGCUGGACAGGGAGGUUCUGCUGCAGCGCCUGCACAACCUGGAGCAGGACCUGGAGACCAAGAAGCGCUCCCAGGACGAUCGCUCGCGGCACGUCAAGGCCCUGGAGGAGAAGUCCAAACACCUGGAGGUGGAGCUGGAUGAGGAGAGGACAACAGUAGAGCUGCUGACAGAGAGGGUGAACCGGAGCAGAGAUCAGAUCGAGCAGCUGCGGGCGGAGCUGCUCCAGGAACGCUCCACGCGCCAGGACCUGGAAUGUGACAAGGUCUCCCUGGAGAGGCAGAACAAGGAGCUGAAGAGCCGCCUGGCCAGCUCGGAGGGGCUGCACAAACCCAGCGGCCACGUCCCGCAGCUGGAGGCAAGGCUGGAGGAGCUGCAGGACAAGCUGCAGGUGGAGGAGAGGGAGAAGAACCUCCUGCUGUCCUCCAACCGCAAGCUGGAGAGGAAGGUGAAGGAGCUGAGCAUCCAGAUCGAUGACGAACGGCAACACGUCAACGACCAGAAGGACCAGCUGAGCCUGCGGGUGAAGGCCCUGAAGCGCCAAGUGGACGAGGCCGAGGAGGAGAUCGAGCGGCUGGAAGGCGCCCGCAAGAAGGCACAGAGGGAGCUGGAGGAGCAGCACGAGCUCAACGAGCAGCUCCAGAACCGGGUCAAGGCGCUGGAAAAGGAGGCCUGGCGCAAGGCCGCCCGCUCGGCUGCGGAUUCCUCGCUGCAAGACGAGCAGCUCAGCUCCGACGAGGACUUCGACAGCGCCUACGGCCCCUCCUCCAUCGCCUCGCUGCUCAACGAACCCAACCUCCAGACCAGCUCCUGCUGACACCUCUCCUGUCCCCAGAACCGGCCCACGAAGGAAGGUGCCGGGGGGGUGGAACCCCCGGACACUGUCUCGCCUCCUCAUCUUCACACAGGUCUCAGGGAGUGUUUGCAACGUGGCUUUCUGCUGAUGUCCCCCUUGGUGGCUGGGUCCCACCAGGACACUGUGACCACGGUGUCCAGGACAUGACCCAUGGGGAUCAGGCUCCCACGGGGCAGCCGGAGGGUCCGGGGGCACCCGCGGCUCCAGCCCCCCCAGUUUAUUUUUAUACACAGCUGCCCUUCACCCCCCCGCUGCCCCUCUCCCUCUUCAAGCGCUAUUUUAAAUAAAAAUGGACAUUUUAAGGCC
Messenger RNA from Calypte anna (Anna's hummingbird), 4629 nucleotides. RefSeq names its product cingulin (gene CGN). NCBI's taxonomy places the organism in Eukaryota, Metazoa, Chordata, Aves, Apodiformes, Trochilidae. The coding region runs from base 613 to 4284 and encodes 1223 amino acids. The transcript has 21 exons. Gene Ontology annotation, cellular component: myosin complex. The record is from RefSeq and is a predicted model, not a curated record.